Messenger RNA from Rhincodon typus (whale shark), 906 nucleotides. RefSeq names its product probable G-protein coupled receptor 139. Bases 1 to 906 code for a protein of 301 amino acids. The transcript has a single exon. Gene Ontology annotation, biological process: G protein-coupled receptor signaling pathway. NCBI's taxonomy places the organism in Eukaryota, Metazoa, Chordata, Chondrichthyes, Orectolobiformes, Rhincodontidae. The record is from RefSeq and is a predicted model, not a curated record. Gene Ontology annotation, molecular function: G protein-coupled receptor activity. Gene Ontology annotation, cellular component: membrane.
AUGACGAUUGUUAUUCUCUGCCGAGGAAAUUGCAGCCUUUCUGAAUGCAUUUCUACGUACAUGGUUGCCAUGGCAGCAGGAGAUCUGUUGGUCAUACUCAUCAAUGUCAUGAUAUAUUAUGUUUUCAGUUAUCACUUCCCACAUUCAUUCCUGUCUCACACUCCUGUGUGUAAGUUCAUUAUAUACAUGACAGUUAUCACUUUUGAAUUAUCUGUUUGGUUCACUGUCUCUUUCACCUUUGACCGUUUUGUAAUCAUCUGCUGCCCGAAAUUUAAAAGGAUAUACUGCACCAAGAGAACUGCAGUCAUGGUUAUGAUGAUAUUCUCCACCAUGAUCUUUACAAAGAACAUUCCUGUUUUAUUCGCAUAUGAACCAGAACUAAUAAUUAACAACUUCCAGUGGGGCUGCCUUGCAAAUCUGGUCUAUUUCUCCUCACCCUUUGGUGUAGCAUGCUCUUGGUUUCACAGUGUCUGGUGCAUUUGGUUCACAUUUACUUUAAUUAUCUUGUUCAAUUCUUUGACAGUGAGACAAAUAUUAGUGACCAGUAGAGCCAGAAGAGCUCUCCGGAGCCACAACAAUAAGAAUCAGAGUGAUUCGGAGAUGGAGAACCGAAGGAAAUCCAUCAUUUUACUCUUCACUGUAUCAGGGAGUUUUCUAUUGUUGUGUCUGACAGCCAAUGUGAGCUUUGUAAUUACAAGAAUGACAAACACAACUUACUAUCGAGCAGAUCAUGCAUCCCCUGCUUAUCUCACCACUGAGACUGGAGCUAUGCUGAAGCAUUUGAGUUCUAGCACAAAUACAUGCAUCUAUACAGCUACCCAGAGGAAAUUCAGGGAAGAAUUAAAGAAGGUGCUAAAGUAUCCCUGGGCAUUAAUUGCAAGAUUAUCUAAAAUGUUGCAACACUGA